Messenger RNA from Coniophora puteana RWD-64-598 SS2, 2019 nucleotides. RefSeq lists its product as uncharacterized. The record is from RefSeq and is a predicted model, not a curated record. Bases 100 to 1767 code for a protein of 555 amino acids. The transcript is spliced from 5 exons. NCBI's taxonomy places the organism in Eukaryota, Fungi, Basidiomycota, Agaricomycetes, Boletales, Coniophoraceae.
GAUCUGUACAAGUCCUGCACAAUAGUUAUCAUUUCCUCCCGGUAUACUCCUUGAUAUACCUAAAAAAUAACGACCUACCGCCCAACGCGUCUCGGCACGAUGGACAACCCUCAACAUUAUCAACCGCUCUCCCAUGCUCUUCAUCCUCCCCUCUCCAACUCCAACUCCUCCUUCCAAAAGGUCGCACACCCUCACUACGAGGAGGAGGAAGAAGAAGAUGGAGACGAGGGCGCAGUCGAGGAGCAACUCGAUCAGGACAUGGACUCGGAAAGUAGACAAGACCAACGCGACGAUGCCACUCCGGGCGGCGACCACGCACGCUCGAAUAACAAUCCGCCUGCCGGUACCAGCCAGUCGGCCGAACAACACCUGCAGCAGUCAGCGCAGUCUGAAGGCGAGCGGAAGCGAAAACCUGGUCGGCCGCGCGGGUCCAAAAACAAGAAGGGGCGCAUGAUCUCCACGGUCGACUUGACCAACACGCGACCUCCCACCGUACCUGCGCAACAGCAUGGUUUCUACCAGUACACGCCGGGAGGACAGCCUGGUGAAGUCAACUCGAACAACCAGCAGUACUACGAGUUUCAGUGGCGCGUGCUCAGCUUAUGCGCGGAGUUCUAUGGAGCUGCGGAAGAGCUAGUGAAAGGUACCAGCUCGCUGGUUAUCGCGCAAUGCUAUCAGAUGGGUCCGGGGGUCAAAGUUGACCCUUUAGCCAUGCUGAACGAGGCAAGGCGGAUCUGCGACCAGUUGCUCAGCAAUCCUGCACGCUUAACGGCUCAUCCUCCGCCCCCUAUCUAUCCUGUUAUCCCGGGAUAUGCACACAUCCCACCACCUGCACCUGCACCUUCGGCAUCCAAUAAUGGUAUACCCGCAGGAGGCUCCCCAGCACCAGUGAUCUCAAACCCCCAAUCUUUUGUAGUUCCUAUGGGCAGUCAGCCGACCAUGGCAUAUCCCCCUGUUUAUGGCAAUACGCAUCAAUACCCGACCGCGCCGUACUACCAGUAUCCGGGCUAUACGACAUACUAUUCAGCCUCGAUGGCUCAACCUGCCCAACCUACGGCCCAAGCAGCCCCGCAUACUGCCGCGACAAGCAUCAGUACACCGCUUGGGGUCUCGGCUGGGAACCAGGGCGCAUGGAGUGACGAGGAAACGGAGCGGUUGAAACAACUGGCCGAGCAGAGUCGGGGGCGGGGAGCUGGCGCAGAGAUUGACUGGGAUUGGAUCAUUGCGCAGUGGGGCAAUACCAGGACAAGGCACCAAAUUCUGAUCAAAGCCACUGGGCUAGGUCUCAAGGAAAGCACCUCUAGAGGCCUGAAGAGGCGUCGGGAGACGGAAGGGUCGGUUGACCGAACGGUCCCCUCGGAGCCGACCCCUACCUCUGGCGAACAGCCAGCUCAGCAACCGGCAUCUCAAUCGCCGGCCACUUCCACUCCAGCACCGCCGUCUGCGCAACCCUCGCCGGCCAUACAGGCCGCAAGCACCUCUCAGCCGUCCGCGUCGUCUUCUGUGACUCCAGUGUCGGGUGGUACGACGACGUCGCGGCUUCCGUGGCCCAUGCCGACGGUGGCAUCUACUUCGUCCCCCGUCAUAGCUCCGUCUACAGUUGCUCAUCCUUCGAAUACGGACAGAGCGAACAACUCUAACUACUACCGGUCCCGACCACCGCAAACGACAUCGUCAAGUGCAGGAAAGUCGCCCUCCACGUCGGGUCACGGGGCUACGCACCAGUAUAAUAUGUAUCAGCCGAAUGGUCCCCGACGAGAUGGAUAAAUUCUGGACACACGCUAAUUUCACGCGGGAUCCGUUAUUAUUCUCGUUCGCUGGCAUAUUGCGCUGGAUGCAAUACUAGUUGUGGCAGGGUCGGAAUCCUUGAUGCAGCAGUUAAUCACUGUUCAGAAGUAGUACAGAAGGUAUACGAUACAGCAUUGUGCUAGGUUUUGACUCCCUGGACGUCAAACAAGCAUACUUGCGUUUCUGUCCAUGAGAGAUAUUUACACCAAUGAGGCGGUACAAGAAAUGUAA